AUGGCUGGGCGAGUUAAAGUUGUGAGUGACCAACGUAUAUCUGAUAUAGGAAAAAGUAGAGUGCCACCAAACUCUCCAUUGGACAGUGACAAUCUUUCAAUUGUAGUAUUCGGAUUAAAUUAUACUCAGGAUGAAAGGCUAGAAGAGAAGAUUUACAAAGUAAUCAGAACUCUUGGUGACGAAACAGUUAAUCAAGUUAAAGAAACCAAUGUUAAACGUUUUAAUUCAAGAACUGACAAACCAGGACUAAUCAAAGUGAGUUUUGAAAAUAAUCAACAACGAAACAUUGUGUUAUCUAACAAACGUAAACUUAUGAGAGCUUACAUACCUCCGAUCAACUCAGACUACAGUUCAAUUGAAAUGUUUGACAUUAUUGAGGAUUCUUAUCUGAAACUGUGCAGUGACAAAUCUGAAUUUUGUUUAUUGGGUGAUUUUAAUGCCAGAACAAGUGAAUAUGAUGACUUCUUAUCGCCUGACGACUAUAGAGAAGAAGUUGAAGACUUAGAUUUCUACAUCAAAAAUAGGUUCGAGCAAAAUACAGCAAUUGCUUCAUAUGGAGGAACACUAGAACGCAGCAAUAAGGAUAAAGUUUUAAACAGAUAUGGUGAGAGACUUCUUGAAAUGUGUAUAAAUCUUGGAAUAUAUAUACUGAAUAGUAGAUCAGAAACUGAUAAGAACAUUGGGGCUUUUACCUGUGCAGGUAGUUCAGCUGUGGAUUAUGCGAUUUGUUCGCCAGGACUAUUUCGAUACACAAAGGAGUUUACUAUAUGUGAGUAUAACCCCUUGUAUUCAGAUAAGCAUUGUCCAUUAUCACUUAUACUCUAUCAUCGUGAAAUACUGAUACCAGAUAAUAAAACGCACCAAACAGAAAAGUAG
Messenger RNA from Lottia gigantea (owl limpet), 876 nucleotides. RefSeq lists its product as hypothetical. The coding region runs from base 1 to 876 and encodes 291 amino acids. The record is from RefSeq and is a predicted model, not a curated record. Lineage: Eukaryota; Metazoa; Mollusca; Gastropoda; Lottiidae. The transcript has 2 exons.